This is a messenger RNA of Kockovaella imperatae, 1425 nucleotides long. RefSeq lists its product as hypothetical. Gene Ontology annotation, molecular function: O-methyltransferase activity; RNA methyltransferase activity. The transcript is spliced from 6 exons. Gene Ontology annotation, cellular component: nucleus; cytoplasm. NCBI's taxonomy places the organism in Eukaryota, Fungi, Basidiomycota, Tremellomycetes, Tremellales, Cuniculitremaceae. Bases 1 to 1425 code for a protein of 474 amino acids. The record is from RefSeq and is a predicted model, not a curated record. Gene Ontology annotation, biological process: siRNA processing; piRNA processing; RNA methylation.
AUGCCGUCCGAUAUUCCAGAACGCCAAGGGACUCCAGGUACGCCACCGAAAUUGUCACCAUCGACUCUGCCAGCUGCAGCAGACUUGGAAGUGUCCAAGGUAGAAGAGGAAGAUGUGACUGGGGUGGUGUUCUCUCCAGAAUUAUGGAUGCAAAGGAGGAGUUGGGCAAUGGACGUGCUUCGGAAUGAAGGUGUCAGAUCGGUCCUAGAUAUCGGAUGCGGUCCCGGAGCUCUACUUGAAACACUGGUCGUCCCCCCUUCUUCAGUGUACGAGGAACCCAUUCGCUCACUGGCCAAAGCGAAAGGUUCACAUCUACCGAGCCCUGUCGAUAGUCUGGACGAGCUUGCAGAAGGGAGCGAGCUCUUCAUCGACCGCCUCGCUGCCCUUGACCCAUCACCAUCUUACAUGCCCCCGGCCCUUUCCAUCAUGUCGACACCACCCUCACCCACCUCCUCCUUUUCACCAGCAGCUCAACCUCGUUGGGAACCUUUGCAUACAGAACUAUGGCUUGGAGGCAUUGAAAAGUACAACGCGAGGUUGGAGGGAUACGAAGCCAUCACCUGUCUAGAAGUGAUCGAACAUUUGGAUCCCAACGUCUUGAGCAGAUUCGGGGUCGUGACCAUGGGAACUUACCGACCGAGGUUGCUCCUUGUGACCACACCCAAUUUUGACUUCAAUGCCAAAUUUCCUCGCGCGGCCGACCAUGAUUUCGCCAAAGUCGGCUUCAUGGACCCGACCGGACGGACAGAGCGUGUCUUCAGGCAUUCGGAUCACAAGUUGGAGAUGACAAGCGGAGAGUUUAGGGAAUGGGCGACGUCCGCAGCGGCUGAUUGGGGCUACGAUGUCGAGCUUGGCGGAGUGGGCAUUUCCAAUAAACCGUCCUACUAUCCGGCAGAUGAUCCUCAUCUUCCGAACCAACCCAUUUACGCUACUCAGACCGCCAUCUUCCGACUGGAAGCUCUUCCAGCUCGUUCACCUCGAUCAGUCCGAUCGAGCCAGUUGCCAUUUAUGCCUGGAUCCAAAGAAUCCAGUCAUUCUCAUAAACUUGCUGGAAAGUUUGUCCAUCCACCAACAGUCGAGGCAAAGACAAAGUUGCUCCCGGAACAAGUCGUGGACAUGGUGAAAGAGACCUUGGCACAGUGGAAUGUCGGACAGGUGUCCAUUGGCGAAUUAUGGGCGAGAUCCGACAUUUCUCUGGCGUGUGCAGGCAGCAAGAGAUACUUUGUCAGUUGUCUAGGUGGAUGGGGAGAUUGCCCGCCGGCACGACAAGGAGGAGCUGGAGAAUGUGAGGUGUACAAUGAGCGAGGCCAGGGAUUGAGCGUGAGGUGGAAAAGCUUCCAGCCGGUAACAACGGAGCGUCACCAGAGCUGGGGAUCAGAACAGAGGGAAUUGGAGGGACCCUCGGAGAAGACUGGAGGAUGGUGA